GAGGAAGUUGUUCUUCCGGGGUACGGCUACUGCUUCCGGAGCAGCUCAUGCGCUCUGGGGUUGUGGGGAUCGGCUUUCUCGGGUCCUGCGGACCUCUGCUUUCACCCGCAAUGAGCUUCCUCAAAAGCUUCCCGCCGCCUACGUCGGAAGACGGGCUCCGGCUGCAGCAGCCAGACACCGAGGCCGUGCUGAACGGGAAGGGGCUCGGCACCGGCACCCUCUACAUUGCGGAGAGCCGCCUGUCUUGGUUAGAUGGUUCUGGAUUAGGAUUCUCACUGGAAUACCCCACCAUUAGUUUACAUGCGGUGUCCAGGGACCUAAGUGCUUAUCCUCAAGAGCAUUUGUAUGUUAUGGUGAAUGCCAAAUUUGGAGAAGAAUCAAAAGAAUCUGUCUCUGAUGAAGAUGAGGAAGACAGUGAUAAUGAUGUUGAACCCAUUACUGAAUUUAGAUUUGUGCCCAGUGAUAAGUCAGCACUGGAGGCGAUGUUCACUGCAAUGUGUGAAUGCCAGGCCUUGCAUCCAGAUCCUGAGGAUGAAGACUCUGAUGAUUAUGAUGGAGAAGAGUAUGAUGUGGAAGCACAUGAACAAGGACAGGGCGACAUCCCUACAUUUUAUACCUAUGAAGAAGGAUUAUCCCACUUAACAGUGGAAGGGCAAGCCACACUGGAGAGAUUAGAAGGGAUGCUUUCUCAGUCUGUGAGCAGCCAGUAUAAUAUGGCAGGAGUCCGGACAGAAGAUUCAGUAAGAGAUUAUGAAGAUGGCAUGGAAGUAGAUACCACACCAACUGUUGCUGGACAGUUUGAGGAUGCAGAUGUUGAUCACUGAAGAUGAUGUAUGCUGCUAUACAAUUCUCUUAUAACGGCAGGCGAGAACUUGGUGCCUCUUCCACUCCAGAGUGGGGCUGGUGAAAGGCUUUUUCCUUCUCCAAAACUCACUUUUCAAGACAGACUGUCAUGAGACAGCAAGCUCAUUACCAACAGAAGAGACUGUGACCUUUAUCAACAAAGGUGAAUUAACUGAGCGGGUAUUUCUAGUUCAUUUACCCCCAAAUUUCCUGAUUAGGUGUCUUCUGAGUAGGCCUCUAAUUCCUGCCUCUGCUGUGUGCACAUCUGUUGGCCGGAUGGUUUCCAUGGUGAAAUGUACAGAACUCACGCUGUAUAGACUGGGUGAGAAAGAGAUGCUGAAGCUUAGAUAUCUC
Peromyscus eremicus (cactus mouse) is the source of this 1197-nucleotide messenger RNA. It is a transcript of the gene Clns1a, whose product is annotated as chloride nucleotide-sensitive channel 1A. The transcript is spliced from 7 exons. Gene Ontology annotation, biological process: mRNA cis splicing, via spliceosome; chloride transport; cell volume homeostasis. The record is from RefSeq and is a predicted model, not a curated record. The coding region runs from base 48 to 824 and encodes 258 amino acids. NCBI's taxonomy places the organism in Eukaryota, Metazoa, Chordata, Mammalia, Rodentia, Cricetidae. Gene Ontology annotation, cellular component: spliceosomal complex; cytosol; plasma membrane.